AUGAUUAAGACUUUUCAUGCCCUCUGUAAUGCUUUUUUGCACUAUCGCUCACAGGGUGAGUAUGGGGUGCACAAUAAACUUGCCGAUUUUAGCGGUAACACUCAGGAGGAGAUCAAGAGGCACCGAGCCUCGCUGAACCCCAGCGACAUCCGGGACUACAUCGAUGCUUACCUGGUGGAGAUGGAGAAGGAGAACAACCAGGAGUCGACCUUCUGCGAGGAUGACUUGUGGGUAGCUGUAGCGAACCUGUUCAUUGGUGGGACGGAGACGGUGUCGGCGACGAUGCGGUGGUAUAUUUUGUACAUGGCCCAGUACCCUGAGGCUUGGUAUUCCAGGUUGCCGUACACGGAGGCUGUGGCCGCUGAGAUUAAUUGGCUCAUCUCUGUGUCUCCAAGGGCCCUGCCUCACCUGGCCACACGUGACACUGAUCUCUUCAACUACACCAUUCCCAAGGUUACUGUUGUGUGUAGGGACGAUUCUGAUCGCACACCAGGAGUGUUGCCACAGGGACCCCAACUAAUGGGAGAAGCCAGACCAGUUUUACCCUUGCACUUCCUCGACAACGAUGGUAACUUCAUCAGUAAAAAGGAGAGCUACAUCACCUUCAACAUUGGCCUCCAUCAGUGUCUGGGCGAGUCUCUGGCACGGAUGGAGCUCUUCCUCUUCCAGGCUACCUCAAUGCAGAACUUCACUUUCUCUGUCCCCAAGGGGGAAAAGUUGCCCUUUGAGAAAGACCCAACUAUUUACUUACAAGUAGUGGUUUUUAUGAAGCAGCCCGUCCUCUCCAGCGAUCUCAACGCCAUUAAACUGGUGUACUAA
Messenger RNA from Procambarus clarkii (red swamp crayfish), 819 nucleotides. NCBI's taxonomy places the organism in Eukaryota, Metazoa, Arthropoda, Malacostraca, Decapoda, Cambaridae. The record is from RefSeq and is a predicted model, not a curated record.